CCUCCCAGCUUCCCACGCCUGCGGUCCGGGCAGUGGCGGUCCACGUCAGGGACCCAAAAGUGGAGAUGGCGGCUCAGAAGAUAAACGAAGGCCUAGAGCACCUUGCCAAGGCUGAGAAAUACCUGAAAACUGGUUUUUUAAAAUGGAAACCCGAUUAUGACAGUGCUGCCUCUGAAUAUGGAAAAGCGGCUGUUGCUUUUAAAAAUGCCAAACAAUUUGAACAAGCAAAAGAUGCCUGCCUGAAAGAAGCUGUUGCUCAUGAGAAUAAUAGGGCUCUUUUUCAUGCUGCCAAAGCUUAUGAGCAAGCCGGCAUGAUGUUAAAGGAGAUGCAGAAACUCCCCGAGGCUGUUCAGCUGAUUGAGAAAGCCAGCAUGAUGUAUCUAGAAAACGGCACCCCGGACACAGCGGCCAUGGCGUUGGAGCGAGCUGGAAAGCUCAUAGAAAAUGUAGAUCCAGAAAAGGCUGUACAGUUAUAUCAACAGACAGCCAAUGUGUUUGAAAAUGAGGAACGCUUACGACAGGCAGUUGAAUUACUAGGAAAAGCUUCUAGACUGCUAGUUCGAAGUCGCAGGUUUGAUGAGGCGGCACUCUCUAUUCAGAAAGAAAAAAAUAUAUAUAAAGAAAUUGAAAAUUAUCCAACUUGUUAUAAGAAAACAAUUGCUCAAGUCUUAGUUCAUCUCCACAGAAAUGACUACGUGGCUGCAGAAAGAUGUGUCAGGGAGAGCUACAGCAUUCCAGGGUUCAAUGGCAGUGAAGAUUGUGCUGCACUAGAACGCCUUCUUGAAGGGUAUGACCAGCAAGACCAAGAUCAAGUCUCAGAUGUCUGCAACUCACCCCUUUUCAAAUACAUGGACAAUGAUUAUGCGAAGCUUGGCCUGAGUUUGGUGGUCCCGGGAGGGGGAAUCAAGAAGAAAGCAGCAGCAACACCACAGACCAAGCCUGACGGAACCACUGCCACCACUGCCGAGGAAGAUGAAGAUGAAUAUGCAGGAGGGUUGUGCUAGGGUCUCGGUUUACAGGAGAGAGAGCAUGACCCUGACUUACUCAUGGACUUGGACUUCUCGAAGGGUAUCCAGACUUCAGUGCAGUCAUGGUUGUGAAUGCUAAAAAAGACAAUUUUUAGUUUCCAUUUCCCCAAAUUACCCAUGGUACUCACUACCUGUGAUGUGUUUUCUGGUUUGUUUUCAUGCUAAAAAAUUUUUCUGAGACACCAGCACGAAUUAACAGAAAAAUGCACUAUCAAAAUUAAUUUUAAAAUUUGCAAGCCAAAUUCUAGAGAUUGUGUUCUAAACAAAACCAGAAAUAUUCUUUUCACUUAGGAUCUUAUAAUUUCUUGUUAGAAUUUCUUUGUGAUUUACUUAAUUAUUGCUGCUAAGAGUAAAGUUUACUGCUUAAACAAAAUAGUAUUUAAAAUUUUGUUUUGUUUUGAAAAGAACAAUUUUCCCCAUGACAUUACAUACAUAUCAUACAUUUAAAUUGUUAUAUAAUUUCAUGGGCAAGAUUGGGACAGAAGGCUCUUUUGAGCAUUAUAAAGCUAUUUAGCCCAAUAAAAGAUACAUUUAAAGUCUUACGUGAGUUUGAAAAUUUUGGUGGUAGCAUGUUAAUGUGACUUUCUAAUGUCUGCAGUUCACUCUGGAGUAUAGGUAUAUUUUCUACCAAAAGAGUAUAUACAAUGACAGACUCUCUUGACUACAUGUAAACUAAUGAGGGCCUUUUUUAUGCGUUCUAGCAAAAAAGUAAUAUUUCCAUCAGCCUGUAAUAUAUAUAUAUCUCCUCUAAAGUAAUUUCUGACUCAUUUAGAUUGGUAACUGAACAAGUAAUUUAACAUGUGAAGUGUCAUAUACUAUACAAAUUUAGCUGAAAGGAAAGUGUUGUUUGUAAAGGACAUAUAUUUAAGAAACUUUACUGCCAAUAUUUUAAUCCUUAAUGAUAGUUCCUCAAAGGUUAUUUUUGAAGCAUUCUUUUGUCACGUGGCCCAGACCCAUCUCCCAGUCUGUGAUUGGAGACUUCCCCAGUGUACGAUCUGCAGGCCGACGCUAUGCAGAGUGGCUUCCUGUCCCUCAUAUGCAUGCUCUGUCUCUUCCUACACUCUUGCCUUCUGUGAGUAUUGUAUGCUUAGUUCUGCUAAGAUUUUCCCCAAACACUAAGGUAAAUUAUUGUAAAUGAUUUUAGUCACAGUUGGUUCCGUGGGGAAGUGCAGACAGAAUAACCACCUUGUUUGGCAGGUGUUCUUGACAGGGAACAUGUUAGGAUAGAUCAUCUUGAUUGAUGAUCUGACUCUCAAAGCAUUAAUAAAUUUAACAUUCUGAUUUCUCAAGUUAUUUGUAUGCUUCUGGGAAUAGCUCCUUUCCAAUAAUUGUGUGGAGAUUAACUGAACAGUCUCAACAAAGAUAUAUUUAAGAAUUUGUGUUUAAAGGCACACUAAUGUUUCAGAGAGCUCAUCACUUGCUGCCAUACUCUGCAGCUCCAGUCAGGACCUUUGAUCAAUGCUCAGCUUCAGGAGUCUUUGAUUAAUGCUCAUUUGAACUAAUUAAUAAUUUGUUUAAGGCGAUUUGGCAGCACUUAAAAGAUAUUUCAGAAUCUUUGUUUAUAGACCAUAUUACCCGUUACAGUCUUGGAGAAAUUAUUUUUACUUUUAUUCUUUUCUUAUACAUUAAAAAAAAAAGACAGAAUGUGGAAUAGUUCAGUGCAUUUUGUAGCAGCAAUGUGACAGAGGCUUAAAAACCACGUAGAGGCUUUAUAGAAGCAUAAUCUUUCUCCACCCUCCCUGCCCACAGUAACUAGUGUGCAAUUCUUAUGAACUAGUUGAAGAACUUUUAAUAACUAGUUUAAGAAAUUAUAAAUUUUCUUUGAUGUUAGGGUUAGUCUAUGUGGUGUUUAGUAAAGCGCAUUGGUUCCACCUUUAUGCAUUUUAUUUUUCCACUUAAGUCUUUUAUCCUGAGAGUUUAGUCAGAAGUGGAAAAUUUGGUGUUUACAUCAGGAAAUUAUUUUCCAGAACUUGUGUUACACUUUUACCAAAGUGGAAAUCUGCAUGAAUAUGCUCAGAAUCUAAUAUUCAAUGUUCUAUAAUAUUAUAAGUGAAGUCAGUCUACAAAAUAUGUUUAAUAUAUUGAAGUUAUUUGUACAUAUGCAGAGUAUGGUAUAUGUGUAUGGAAUCUGUGCUUUAUUCCUAUUUUUUCCAGCUCUUUGAUGAGUAGACGAUUACAUAUAUUAUGGAAAUGCAGAUUAUUGCUUCUAUAAGAAGACAAUUAUGAAAAUAAAAUUUGAAACUAUGGGCA
Condylura cristata (star-nosed mole) is the source of this 3278-nucleotide messenger RNA. It is a transcript of the gene NAPG, whose product is annotated as N-ethylmaleimide-sensitive factor attachment protein, gamma. Gene Ontology annotation, cellular component: SNARE complex; vacuolar membrane. Gene Ontology annotation, molecular function: syntaxin binding; soluble NSF attachment protein activity. Gene Ontology annotation, biological process: intracellular protein transport. The coding region runs from base 66 to 1004 and encodes 312 amino acids. The transcript has 12 exons. The record is from RefSeq and is a predicted model, not a curated record. NCBI's taxonomy places the organism in Eukaryota, Metazoa, Chordata, Mammalia, Eulipotyphla, Talpidae.